Molecule: messenger RNA, 1091 nt
Organism: Nothoprocta perdicaria
Lineage: Eukaryota; Metazoa; Chordata; Aves; Tinamiformes; Tinamidae
Product: olfactory receptor 6M1-like
Exons: 1
Coding region: 10-960 (316 amino acids)
Biological process (GO): G protein-coupled receptor signaling pathway
Cellular component (GO): membrane
Molecular function (GO): G protein-coupled receptor activity; olfactory receptor activity
Source: RefSeq, a predicted model, not a curated record
CACAUUUGGAUGGGGAAUAUCACACGUGUGACAGAGUUUGUUCUCGUGGGAUUUCCAAGCCGCUAUGAAGUGGAGAUCAUCUUCUUUGUGCUGUUCCUGCUUGUUUAUUUAGUGACUGUUCUGGGAAAUGCUCUUAUCAUUGUACUGGUCUAUAUUGACUGCCACCUCCAUUCUCCCAUGUAUUACUUCCUCAGUAAUUUGUCCUUCAUUGAGAUCUCCAUGACUUCCUCUGUUGUGCCAAAAAUGCUGGCAAACUUGCUGUCAGAGAAGAAGACCAUCUCCUUUGGUGGCUGCUUUAGCCARYUCUACUUUUAYUUCUCCCUGGCUGCAACAGAGUUCAUCCUCUUUGCCAUCAUGUCCUAUGACCGCUAUGUGGCAAUAUGCAGCCCCCUGAGAUAUCCCAUCAUCAUGACGGACAGGGUGUGUGGCCAUCUUCUCCUGGGUGCCUGGGUGGGUGGCGUGGUCUUGAUCUUGCCCUUAGUGGUCCUGAAAGCCAAGCUGCCAUACUGUGGUCCCAACGUGCUUGACCACUACUUCUGUGACAGCGCACCUCUCCUGCACCUCGCUUGCACAGACAUCUGGGUUGCUGAGCUGAGGGAUUUUGUGGUGUCCGUGCUCCUGCUCCUUGGCUCCUUGGCACUGACUGUCUUCUCCUAUGCCUGGAUCAUUCUGACCAUAUUGCAAAUCCCAUCUGCCCAGGGCAGGCAGAAAACAUUUGCCACUUGUGCUUCUCAUUUCACUGUUAUUUCCCUGGGUUUUGGCAUCUCCAUCUUCAUCUAUGUCAGGCCUUCCCAGAUGAGCCCUGSACACCUCAACAAAAUCCUCUCUGUUCUYUCCAGCAUUGUGAYUCCUCUUUUAAAUCCCUUCAUAUUCAGCCUCAGGAAUCARCAAAUGAAAGAAGCCUGGAAAAAUGCUUUGCACAAUUGCCUGGBCAUGGCUGAGGAGGCCAGAAAGCCAUGAGAAUCCUCGUGGCUUGUAGGAAGUCCAUCCUUGACAAAUCUCAACAGGGUCUCUGCAUGCCUGGUGUCUUCUGUCAGAAUGUGGCUGGUUAUGGACAAUGUUGAGGAACAGCACAUGUCUCAAAGGUCAGC